GCCCACCACAGCCCAGCCGCACCCACCACGUCACCCUCUAGUAACCACGGGACCUGCAGCGACAUCCCCCAAACCCUCUAUCCCAGUCUGGUCUUCCCGCGGAGCAUAUCCUGUCCCCUACAGGAAUUCUCCGCCUGGGAAUGCUGCUGACCCCAUCGCCAGCCCCCGAAAUAACCAGCCAGAACUUCCCGCGCAAGACCGCGCCCCAUUUCCACGCUUCUCUCUCGACCCUGUGCCCUGGGCGCUCUGCUUCCUCUGGUCUCAUUCCGCUCUCGCCGCAGGCCCGCCCGCUCGACGAAGGAGGGUUGCCAUACGCCGCAUCACGCGCGAGAGAUGGCGGCGCGGGGGCAUUGCCUUCGCCAAGUUACCCGUUCCAGGCCCCGCCAGCAGCACCCAGCGCCCCAAAAUUUGCCCGCCCUUGGACGGAGAGGAGGGGGCAGGCAAGCCGAAUCACUGGCGCUGAUGCCGCUCGCAGCGCGUCCACGGCAGCGCCCGCACGUCAACGGCGCGCCCCCAUGGCAGCUCUUUGCCCCAUCCCGAUUUCUACUUUCUUCCGGGGCUCGGGAGCCAGAUCUCUACGCGCCGCUCUUGCUCCUACGCGCUGAACUCUCUCUGUGCCGCCGACCGUCUGUGCACCCCGAUCGCUGACCUCGCUCUCACCUCCAGCAGUGCGGCGCCGCGCGCGGGCGCCCCCAAAGAAGCCAGAUCACUCCAGGGUAGCAACAUCCUCCUGCGCCUCCCAUUGGCCGGCAGUAGUCUGACUCACGCCGACAUACGAACCGCCCUCGAACCCACUCCGAACCGUUCUGAUCACGAGCCCCCGGGCCAGAUCCGCUGAAGUCACCUCGCUUUUGCCCGCCAGGUCCCCAUCGGUGAUAUCCCUCCCCCUGCGCUUGGCGCGGUUCCAACGCAUCUGUGUCGUACGCGGCCUCUACCCUGGCCCCCUGUCAUUGUACGUUGUCUGUCGGUGUCAGCGACCCAGCGUUGCGUAUGUGCACGAUCGCUCCGACUCGCACUCUGUCCUCCUGAUAUUCUCUGCAUAUUCGACC
Schizophyllum commune H4-8 is the source of this 1049-nucleotide messenger RNA. RefSeq lists its product as uncharacterized. The transcript has a single exon. Lineage: Eukaryota; Fungi; Basidiomycota; Agaricomycetes; Agaricales; Schizophyllaceae. Bases 141 to 605 code for a protein of 154 amino acids. The record is from RefSeq and is a predicted model, not a curated record.